ACGGUCAGUCGGAGUGUGAUGACCAGUCAGUCGGCGCGCCAGUUGCCAGGCGUGUGACAGAGAAGGGAGAGCGCGCGUCACCGCGUCAGUGCCUGCCGCGGUACCCGGCAUUUAUCGCGGCGCAUUCUCGUAUACCGCGCGUCCCUAGCUCCCGUCGCCCGCACAUGUAUUCCGCGAGUGUGCCUCAGUGAAAUCUCUUGUGAUCUCCGGAUGUUUUGCGUGCCAACCAUGGGAGGCCGGCUAGUGUUGUUGUUAGUGAUGUGUACGGGCCUCGUGGUCGCCGACAGGAAACUGACCGUUGUCGAGAAAAUGCGAGGAGACGCGGACCUCUCGCAGUUCCUGUCGCUGCUGGAGCGUAACGUGGUAGCGAACACGACUCUCCACUACCGACAGAUGACGCUGUUCGCGCCGACCAACGAGGCCUUCCAGAGGUUCAACGUCGAGCUGGAUGACUCGCUCGUACUCUACCAUAUAGCAAACUUGGCGACGACACUCUCGAAUAUGGACUACGCUAUAUCCACGGACCUGGACGGCAACCCACCGCUGUGGGUGACGACCCGACGCGGUGCGAUGCAUGAUGACAUCUAUGUCAACAACGCGAAGGUGUACGUCAGCAGAUCCUACCAGGCCGUCAAUAGGAACAAUAAACUACAAGUGCUUCACGUAAUAGACCAGGUGUUGCUGCCGCUACAGCCCCACGGACCGAGCUCCAUCAGCUCCCCAGUAUACAACCCCAAUGCUUACCAUUUCUUGGAGCAUUCUGACCUCUUCAACAUCGGCCAGCAUAGACUCAGAUCCUUCCGGCAAAAAGUGAACCAGCUUAAAAAGAGCAAAGUGUUUGACGCUGACGGCAGGCACACCUUCUUUAUCCCUGUCGAUGAAGGAUUUAAGCCGACGACUAGAUCGGAUCUUAUCGAUGAGAAGGUAGUGGACGGGCACGUUAUACCGCACCAUGUGUUGUUCACGCACGCCACGCCGGACACCACGGAGUUCGAGACCUUGGCCUUCGGUGACAAUGUUAAAGUCAUUAUCUCCUUCAGCACGGUCAUGAAUGGGAAAGAUGAAAUAACCUACGUAAAAUCAAACACUGUUGCUGGAGACGCGAAGCACGCCCGCGGGGUCGUCCUCGCCGACAUCGUGCGCGCGAACAUCCCCGUCAAGAACGGAGUAGUACAUCUCAUCCAGCGACCUCUCAUGGUCGUAGACACCACCGUCAUCGACUUCCUCAAGGAAAAAGAAGACGGACCUCUUUGCAAAUUCUAUGAAGUAAUCAUGGACUUGGGCGCAAACAACCAGUUCCUCAACGAACUUACUUUGGCGAAGGACAUCACCCUGUUUGCUCCCUCAAAUGAAGCGUGGGCCGACUUCAGCGUGCAGAAUAUAAUUAGGAACCACCAGAAACUUAAGGAAAUCCUAAACCUUCACCUGGUCCGGGAGAGGUUGCCACUGGACGCGAUAAUACACAACAACAUGAAUCAGAUUUAUCAAGCGCCAACAGCUUUGGCUCGCAAGUACCUGUACUUCAAUGUGCUGACGCGUGGUCAGAACCAAACCCUGACGGUCGAAGGUGGUGGAGUGAACGCGACUGUCACGCUGCCCAACAUAGCGGCGACUAACGGCUUCGUGCAUAUCAUCGACAGAGUACUUGGCGUUCCUUACACAACCGUCUUCGAGAAAUUGAAAACUGAUCCAAUGCUGAACAUAACUUAUAAUCUCGGCAAACGACAAAUGUUCAACCAGCAGCUCAAUGACAUGGAACACCGUUACACAUACUUCGUGCCCCGCGACCACGCUUGGCUGAAAUUCCAAAUCAAGCAUCCUUCAGCUUUCAAAUCCCUGUUCAGGGAAGACUUUGGUUACUUCACGAAGCAAAUUUUAGAGCGACACGUUAUCCGAGCAGGCCGCGCGUACACAGUAUCUGAUUUAAAACUUCUCGCAAACGAAACACAUCCCUUCGUUCUGCCAACUUCACGCGAUCCACUCCGGCUGCGUGUCAAGGAAUCAGAUAAGAACUACUACGUCGAGUGGAACGGCCACUGGAUCCAUGUGUUUAGGCCUGAUGUUGAGUGUACCAACGGCAUUAUCCACGUCAUUGACGAGCCUUUUGUGUUGGAGAGUGACAUCCGCGCCACCGGAGGAGCCCAGAAAAUGGGCGUGGCCUAUACGUACUUCAUACUCUUCAUGUCCUUCUGUUUUGUAAGGGUUUUGGAGAAUUAAACGUCCAUUGUUUUAUGUUGAGUCAAUUA
Trichoplusia ni (cabbage looper) is the source of this 2246-nucleotide messenger RNA. It is a transcript of the gene Fas1, whose product is annotated as fasciclin-1. The record is from RefSeq and is a predicted model, not a curated record. The transcript has 13 exons. Gene Ontology annotation, biological process: cell adhesion; extracellular matrix organization. Gene Ontology annotation, cellular component: extracellular matrix. The coding region runs from base 211 to 2217 and encodes 668 amino acids. Gene Ontology annotation, molecular function: cell adhesion molecule binding. Lineage: Eukaryota; Metazoa; Arthropoda; Insecta; Lepidoptera; Noctuidae.